This is a messenger RNA of Aspergillus welwitschiae, 834 nucleotides long. Its product is annotated as class I SAM-dependent methyltransferase. The transcript has a single exon. NCBI's taxonomy places the organism in Eukaryota, Fungi, Ascomycota, Eurotiomycetes, Eurotiales, Aspergillaceae. Bases 1 to 834 code for a protein of 277 amino acids. The record is from RefSeq and is a predicted model, not a curated record.
AUGUCCCCAUCCCAAACAUCCAUAAUCCAAUCUAUCUACGACGAACGCAGCCCCAACUACGACACCUCCCACCACGGCGCCCUAGCAGAAGCAUACAUCCGCACCGCAGCACCCCGCGAAGGCGAAUCCGUGCUUGACCUCGCCUGCGGCACAGGACUGGUAUCCUUUCUCGCUGAGCAAGCCGUCGGCAAAUCUGGCCUCGUUGUCGGAGUCGACAUCAGUCCCGGCAUGCUGGAUGUGGCGCGUCACAAGGCCCAGCAGACCGGUUCAAAUGUGACGUUCCUUCAACAUGAUAUCUCUGAUUUAUCGGGUGUCGGACUAGAGAGGAUGCUUCCUCGCGGAGAGGAGGGCUUCGAUCUGAUUACUUGUGCUGCGGCGUUGGUGUUAUUGCCUGACCCCGGGCGGGCGGUUAGGGGCUGGAUGCGGUGGUUGAAGCCUGGUGGGAGGAUCGUGACGGAUGUGGCGGCGAGAGAUGUUCAUGUUCCUAGUCGGAUCUUUAAGAGAAUUAGUGGUGAUUUGGGGAUGGAGUUGGUGUGGGAUGAGAGUUGGGUACAGGGGGAAUGGUCUUUGAGGGAGCUUCUAGAGGGGGCAGGGCUGGUGGUGAAGACGGUUUUCUUGACGGAGUCGUUUCAGGAUCGUGUGUAUAGUGUUGCUAAUGCUGGAGAGGUGUUUGAAAGGGCUGUUUCUAGUCCGAUGUUUCGGAAUUUCGGUGAUUCAGGGGUGAGGGAUGAGGCGAAGAGGUUGUUUGUCAAGAGGUUUGCUGAGGAGGCGGGUGCGGAGGGGGUGUUGGUCGAUGAGGCGAAGAUGUAUCUGGCUGUCGCGUAUAAAUCGUAG